Messenger RNA from Wasmannia auropunctata (little fire ant), 792 nucleotides. RefSeq lists its product as uncharacterized. The coding region runs from base 1 to 792 and encodes 263 amino acids. The transcript is spliced from 2 exons. Lineage: Eukaryota; Metazoa; Arthropoda; Insecta; Hymenoptera; Formicidae. The record is from RefSeq and is a predicted model, not a curated record.
AUGUCAAAAGACAAGACAAUCAUGGUGGAAGAGACCGACAAAGAACCGGAGUUAUGGUUCGCACAGUUAGAGGGCCAGUUCGCACUCCUCAACAUAACCGACGACGACGCAAAAUACGCCUUCGUCCUCGCGCGGAUCGAACCGAAGCAGGCACGGGAAAUUAAAGAUCUAAUUACGCAACCACCGCUAACACACAAGUACGAGACAAUAAAAAAGGCGUUAAUACAAAGACUGACAGAUUCCCAAGGACAACGGAUCCGGCAAUUACUCGAACACGAAGUGAUCGGUGACAGAAAACCAUCACAGUUCCUGCGCCACCUGGGUACCUUGGCAGACACAACCGUGUCAAAGGAAUUGCUACGAACAUUACGGCUAGCAAAACUGCCACAAAGCAUGCAGGCAAUACUAGCCACAAGAACAGAAGGUAGACUAGAAGAUGUUGCAGAACAGGCUAACAGGAUCCACGAAGUCAGCGGCAAGACAACAAUCAUGGCGACGGUAGUACCCACAGGCUCCGGGAACAGAAGCCCGUGGGAAUUACAAAUCGCAGCGUUAAGCAAACAGGUGGCAGAACUUACAACAGAAGUCACGAGAAUGGCAAGAAACCAGGCAAGAACACGGAGCCGACACAGAAACCAAUCAGGAGGCAGACCACGAUGGCGAAGUAAAUCCCCGGCACAAGAAGGAGUUUGCUUUUACCACCGACGCUUUGGGGACAAAGCAAUAAAAUGCACAACACCAUGCCACUUCAAAAUAAAAACUCCGAGGCAAGUCAUUGAUGGCGGCCAGUGA